This is a messenger RNA of Yamadazyma jaroonii, 849 nucleotides long. The record is from the annotation of a GenBank genome assembly. Lineage: Eukaryota; Fungi; Ascomycota; Pichiomycetes; Serinales; Debaryomycetaceae.
AUGAAAAUUAAUCAAUUAUUAGUAUUAUCAUUGUCAGUCAUCCAUGUCUUAGGAGGUAAAGCUCCCAAGAUUAAGAAAAACCCAGCUGACGUUAUUGCCAUUGCUGAUUUCCCAGCUUCAGGUGAUAAGAAUGUUAAAGGAAAUGUAGUUUUUACUGCCAAAGAAGGUAAGAUUGUUAAUGUUCAUGUUGAUAUGACAGGAUUACCAAAAUCAGGUGGUCCUUUUGUUUAUCAUAUUCAUGAAUUCCCCGUUCCUCCUAAUGGAGAUUGUGAAGCUGUUGGUCAACACUUUAAUCCUUAUGAUGCUCCACCAGAUUGUAGUAGUCAAAAAUCUGACGCUCAUUGUCAAGUAGGUGAUUUGAGUGGUAAACAUGGAUGGAUUAAUACUACUUGUUUUGAAACUAAGUAUGAUGAUAAGUUUUUAAGUUUAGAUGGUAAUUCAAAAUCAAGUAUUUUGGGUAGAGCUUUAGUUUUCCAUUAUGAUAAUUUAUCAAAAUUUGCUUGUGCUAAUAUUGUGGUAGCUGAUACUGGUAGAAUUCAAAAUUUAGAAACUGAAUAUAUCAAGAAUGGUAAUGAAGACUUGAAUGAGUUACAAAAGUUUGUAGCAUCCAAUUAUGUGUUUGAAGGAAGUGAAGAAGUGUUUGAAAAAGAUGAUGAAUUAAAACAAAGGCAUUUGGAAUCAAGUCAUAAUCAUACUGAUGAUUCAGAUGAUGAUUGUGAUUAUAAAACCAACCAUUCUAAUAAAACCAACAUUUCAUUGAAUGGUUUAGAGUGUGAGAAUGGUGGUUCGUCUUUCACCUUACCAAUUAUUUCUACCUUGAUGGGUAUAUUUGGUGGUUUAUUAAUUUAA